Messenger RNA from Siniperca chuatsi (mandarin fish), 1434 nucleotides. It is a transcript of the gene mmachc, whose product is annotated as metabolism of cobalamin associated C. The transcript has 5 exons. Gene Ontology annotation, biological process: cobalamin metabolic process. The record is from RefSeq and is a predicted model, not a curated record. Gene Ontology annotation, molecular function: FAD binding; cyanocobalamin reductase (cyanide-eliminating) (NADP+) activity; demethylase activity. NCBI's taxonomy places the organism in Eukaryota, Metazoa, Chordata, Actinopteri, Centrarchiformes, Sinipercidae. Bases 50 to 850 code for a protein of 266 amino acids. Gene Ontology annotation, cellular component: cytoplasm.
CAAAAAACACCAUAUCCCACAAUCCAAAGCUUUAUGUUGACGUGAAACAAUGGCGGCUUCCACAGUCAAUGUGGAAGGUAUAACAGGACUGCUAGAGGAUUGUUUAUCUAAACUUGGAUUUGAAGUCUACCCUCUAAAGGUUGGUUGGUAUAACUCUGUGCUGCUUCCCUCCCUGCGCCUGGCUUACCCAGAUGACAGCCUGGCCGUGGUGGUGCUCAGCACUCCUGCCAUGUUUGAACAAGCCUUCCUGCCCUUCAUGGAGGAGAGGGGCUGCCAGGGGCUGUCUGACCCCAUAGACCAGUGUGUCAAACACUGUGUCUCCUCUGCUGUCUCCCAGUGUUUCCCAGGACAGAAGGUGGAUGUGAGAUAUGACUACGAGCUGCUGCCCAGCAGGAAGCCAAAGUUCUUGGCGCAGACUGCGGCUCACGUGUCUGGAGCAGCUUUCUACUACCAACAGUCUGAUGUCAGAGACCAACCCUGGGCUGAGAAGAAGAUGUUCGGAGUGUGUGUGCAUCCAAAGUUUGGGGGCUGGUUUGCCAUCCGAGCCCUGCUGGUGUUUGGAGGUGUGACGGUGGGCUCUGAGAUGGUGCAGCCUGUUCCUCCUGAUUCUGUGCCUUCCAGAGAGGGCAGGAUACAGCUGCUGGAGGCUUUCAACUUUCACUGGCAGAACUGGACCUACAGAGACAUCGUUCGUCCAGUCCAGACCUACUCUCAGAAACAGAAGGAUUACUUUUCCACUCCUCCUGCUCAGCGGUUUGCGCUGCUUAAGACUUGGGGCCUGCUGCCGAGGGAAAAUGACCAACCUGAUCCGACCUCAGACACACAGAGCCAGGUGCACGGACAUGGCUGAAAGAGCAGUUGAAGUGUGGAAGUGUUGCCCAUCCUCUCUGAGCACCAACCUCCACUGCUGGACAGACUUUUUUAAAUAAAAUUUCGAUUCUGUCUUGAUCAGCUAGCUGUAUAUUGAGACCCAAGAUGGGAUGUUGAACUAAGCUUGGUGUGCGUGUGGUUUUGAUGAAAGUUAAAUGUUCACACUACUAAGUACAGGCAGCUCCUCUCAUGGUGUCAUUUCAUGGACACCUGAACAUACUCAAAUGUAUGUAUGCUUUAAACAUUGGUGCUUCUGUUGCAAGUCCAAUGUGUUUAAACCAAAUUAUUUUGAAGGAUGCACUUUAUGUCCUUGCUGCUUGUAUCAUACUGUAACACACAAAUUAUAGCCAUUGAAGUAGCAACAGUGACUUUCACUUCGCACAUUGUAUCAUUUGACUCACUCAAUAUCAACACAAGAAGCCCAAUUUGUCAUCUGUAUCUUUACGUGCUGGUCCUUGAUCACAAGGAGAACAAACAUUCACUUUUUAUUCAUUUCUAGAAUAUUUCUAUUUGUUUUAAUAGUGAUUUCAUGGAAAUAAACAAUAAAUAAAAAUAAUAAAGAAA